This is a messenger RNA of Scedosporium apiospermum, 2262 nucleotides long. RefSeq lists its product as uncharacterized. The transcript has 4 exons. Lineage: Eukaryota; Fungi; Ascomycota; Sordariomycetes; Microascales; Microascaceae. The record is from RefSeq and is a predicted model, not a curated record. The coding region runs from base 1 to 2262 and encodes 753 amino acids.
AUGUCCGGAAACGAACCGACCGUCUACCACGGUCUGUGGCACGACUAUGAUCUCCCCUUCCCGCUCAGCCUUACCUUAACCGUGUCCACACAAGCAGGCAACUACCUCACCGCCGCGCUCUCCGUUCUGGUUGCGCUGGCGGGCAUCGCCUUCUACGGCACAGUUGCUUAUAUCCUCCACCAGAACUUUGCCACCAGGGGGAAUAAAGACGUCCUCGAUCACCAACUCCAGGUCCUCUUCCGCUCCAACUCAGCGGCUGCUUUUCUCUGGGGAUUCUUCAUUGCCUGCUCGAUCUUGACGGCAAACGUGGCUAGUGACGGCAAUGGCCAUGUCUUUGUACGCGCAGUUCCGAGAGGUUGCGGUGAUGUUGCCUUUGGCCCUCCAGAUGUCAGUGUGGAGGAAUUGGGCAAUCCGGAGCGCGCCAUGACCAAGAAAGCCAGGGAGAGGUACCUCUUCAGUAACUUGAAGUGGGCUCGCGCCUACUCUGAGGCUCACUAUGACAUCGGCGGGCUGGCUAGGGCGAGUAUGCCACCGAUUUCCAUAUCCAGGAAGACGACUUUACCCUUUGAAUCUAAAGAGGUCGGGUGCCCCUGGAAAGGGCACACCAAGUGCCUUGGUUACAACAACACCGAGGGUCCCGCAUUUAGCAUGGACACGGGGUUUCUUGAUUCGCAUUCCGAUUUAGGGAUCAACUCGCCGCCAACCGACCGGGUACAGAUCCGCAAGACUUCGACUUGUGGCGUUAUCGACACGAGCGCCUACGACAGAAUGCUGACGGUCGAUAAUCAGACCGUUUAUGGUAUAAGUAUUCUGGCCGAGGAUCAAGAUAUCGCGAACCUGCCGACCGGGCCCGAAGGGUAUCGAAGGACCGUCGCCUGGCACCAGAAGGGCCGCGCGACAUCGUUGAUUGUCGCCUCGUCGUACUUCAGCUAUGCGAUUUCCUCGAGCUACCCGGAGCAACGCGAACAGCUAAACCAGAAACCACUCGUUGCUACUUUCCAAAACACGGACCACGACCUUGCUUUCUGGACGAUAGCCACCAACGUUAUCUUCCGCGAGGAAGUUUUGGAUCCUCUCUUUUACGCGAACCUUACUCUCGGGUCUUCGACGGAUGAAACCGCUGCCACCGGUGGGUCUGGCUACUUGACGAACAGGCCGUUCAACACCAUUGCUUGCAAGGAUGCGUACGAUGUUUGUAACCGGAACAAUGGCAGGUGCACGGGGGCCUCGGGAAUCCUUCAGCUCAAGCCGAAGCAGAGCGGGCUCGGGAUGAACAAGCACCAGCUAGCGACAACUCAGAGACUGAUCCAUAAUAUGAUGACGGGUGGACACUUGUUUCAAAAUGGAGCCCAUGUGGCGUGGGGCCUUCUCGUACAAGACUACGCAUCUGGUAUCGGAUCAGCCCCAGCGGACAACCAGUGGCAGCUCGAAGCCAAGACGUGGUUCGCGACCGCCCUCUCCAACUUUCAGCUUACCAUCACCGACUGGGCUUCAAAACCAUGGCUUGACCCGUCGGAAAAGGAGCUGGGCAGAUACAUUAACACGACGGACUUUGACACGCAAUACCGCAUGCAGGAUCUUUUGCCGGAGUUCGAAGACUUGUGCCGCAACACAGUCGUGCGCACGACUGCCUCAGUGCAGAACUUUAACGUGUUGAUCACUCUUCUUGUGCUCGCCUUCGUCCUUCUCAUCACCGGGGUAAAUCUCUCCCUUCCUUCCAUAGUAACUCAUAUACGCGCCCGGAGGCUUCGCGGCGGCUUCUUGGAUUCGAAGGCAGGAGAGAGGGAGACGGCCCGCGACGCGGACAACAAGUACCAGCUCCUGCGUAUGGCGCUAGAAAGCUCGCGCAUCGGAGGCUGGGAGCGCGGCUCCUUCGGCAUACCCGUGACUAGACAGGGAGCGGACAUCAUCGCGCCGGUACGCGAUCCGGUGCGGAAAUUAGUGCGGUAUCCUACCUUUCCUAUGUCCGGGUUCAAGGAGGAGGACGGAAGUGACACGGAUACAUUCUACAUGAAGGAGGGCGUGAUCGCCUCUCCUAGCAUGACGGCGUCGCCCGAUGGCUUGAGGUCGCCUCCGUGGCAGGAGGACAAGGUCGGGCCGCUUAGAUCGGCUAUUUCAGCCGUUUCUAAGCCGGAAGCUGGUCGUGAAGUUUCGAGGGGUAGUAGGAAUACGAGUGGAAGCAGCACGCCGAUUGUGAGAAGGCUUAAUAGGGCUGAGACGUGGGCUUCGACCACGAGAACAUUGAGAGAGGAUGAGACUUGA